AUGGCUAAGCAACCGCAAGUUCUAUGGGCUCAGCGCGAGAACGUUCUAUUCUUGACAUUCGAAGUCGAUGAAGCCAAAGUUGAAUCAUUGAAAGCUGAAGGCUCGAAACUUCACUUUGCCGGUACUAGCAAGACCGACAAAUAUGAAACGACUUUGGAAUUCUACGAUGAGAUUGACAAUGAGUCGGUCCAACGUACUGGUGCAAGCACUCGCGUCGUCGAAGUGAGCAUUAAAAAGAAGUCUGCAGCAUGGUGGCCACGUCUAUUGAAGCAGGCUGGAAAGGUUCACUGGCUCAAGGUCGAUUUCUCCAAGUGGAAAGAUGAGGAUGAUGAUGAGGUUCCAGAUGAUCUUGGUGCGGCUGGUCUCGGAAACGGUUUUGACUUGAACCAGUACAUGUCAAGUCUUGGAGGAGCUGGAGGAGCUCCAGACUUUGGAGGCCUCGAAGACGAGGACGAAGAAGACAUGCCGGAUCUCGAAGACAACGAUGAGGGCGAGGAGAAACAACAAGUCAAGGCUUAA
Molecule: messenger RNA, 519 nt
Organism: Caenorhabditis bovis
Lineage: Eukaryota; Metazoa; Nematoda; Chromadorea; Rhabditida; Rhabditidae
Source: the annotation of a GenBank genome assembly